Messenger RNA from Arthroderma uncinatum, 879 nucleotides. RefSeq names its product spermidine synthase. Lineage: Eukaryota; Fungi; Ascomycota; Eurotiomycetes; Onygenales; Arthrodermataceae. The coding region runs from base 1 to 879 and encodes 292 amino acids. Gene Ontology annotation, cellular component: cytosol. Gene Ontology annotation, molecular function: spermidine synthase activity. The record is from RefSeq and is a predicted model, not a curated record. Gene Ontology annotation, biological process: spermidine biosynthetic process. The transcript is spliced from 5 exons.
AUGAGCGAAAUCACCCACCCCACCAUCAAAGAUGGAUGGUUCUCCGAAAUUUCUGACAUGUGGCCCGGUCAAGCCAUGAAUCUCCGGGUUAACCAGAUCCUGCACCACGAGAAGUCCAAGUAUCAAGAUGUGCUGGUCUUCGAGAGCAGUGACCACGGCACUGUCUUGGUUUUGGAUAAUGUUAUUCAAUGCACUGAGCGGGACGAGUUUUCGUACCAGGAGAUGAUCACCCAUCUGGCCAUGAACUCUCACCCUAACCCCAAGAAAGUCCUCGUUAUCGGCGGAGGAGACGGUGGUGUUCUCCGAGAGAUCGUCAAGCACGACACCGUCGAGGAAGCUGUGCUCUGUGACAUCGAUGAGGCCGUUAUCCGAGUCUCCAAGAAAUACCUUCCAGGAAUGAGCGUUGGAUUCCAGCACCCCAACGCCACAGUCCACGUCGGUGACGGAUUCAAAUUCCUCGAGGAACAGAAGAACCAGUUCGACGUCAUUAUUACCGAUAGCUCCGACCCAGAUGGCCCAGCUGAGGUCUUGUUCCAGAAGCCAUAUUUCGAGCUUCUACAUGGCGCUCUUCGCGAAGGAGGUGUCAUUAGCACUCAAGGUUCUGAAAACCAAUGGCUUCAUCUCUCCAUGAUCACCAAACUGAAGAAACUCAUGCGUGAAGUCUUCCCCGUCGUCGAAUACGCCUACACCACCAUCCCCACUUACCCAUCCGGCCAAAUUGGCUUCCUCGUCGCUUGCAAGGAUUCAGAACGCAAUGUUCGUGAGCCAGUGCGCUCUUGGUCCAGAGAAGAGGAGGAUAAACUUUGCAGAUAUUAUAACCAGGAUAUCCACCGGGCGAGCUUCGUUCUUCCCAACUUCGCCAGAAAGGCCCUCGAGUAG